GGAAGCUCCGAUUUAACUUGGCAAACGGAGCUCUACCGAAAUUUCUACCUGUGCAAAAUGCCUGUGAGCUUUUUCCUGGUUUUCUUUCAUUCAACUAAAAGUAACCAUGGCUUCCGAAAAGCAGAAGAUGUUAUCUGGACAACUGUACUGUCCUUAUGAUUCCGAAUUGGAUGCUGACCGUGACCGGGCUGCUGAAUUGCAGGAGAAACUCAAUGUCAUUCCCGAUGCCGAAUCUCGAAGAGAGGUAGUGCUGCAGUUAUUAGGUCAUGUCGGUAAAAACUCCAAUGUGCGUCCCACGUUCCGCUGCGAUUACGGUUACAACAUUUCCUUGGGCGACGAUGUCGAUAUCAACUUUGACUGUGUGUUCCUCGACGUUGGAAAAAUUACCAUCGGUGAUCGCUCCGUAUUCGGACCUGGCGUCCAUAUUUAUGCUGUCAACCAUCCAUUGGACCCUGAAGAGCGAAAGAAACAACUAGAGUAUGGUAAAGACGUCAAGAUCGGUACCGAUUGCUGGAUUGGUGGUCGUGUUACUAUCUGUCCUGGUGUGACCAUUGGCAACGGUGUUACGGUUGGAGCCGGUGCUGUGGUGACCAAGGAUAUCCCGGACAAUGUCGUAGCAUUCGGCAAUCCUGCCAAAGUGGUCAAAUCCGUCGUCGAUAACUAAGAACGAGACAUGACUUGCAGACAAAACAUGCAAUCCAGAUAGAAUAUCCAAAGGAUAGACAAGAUUUGUUAUCAGAGCACGCCGUGUCAUUUACAGACACAUCCAUUGUGUUUUGUACUCUUUCCCGCCCAUGAUGCAUGAAUAUCGCUGUGUCACAUCGGAUUUCCUUCUUUCUGUUGCCUCAACCAAGAUAUUCUACAGUUACGUAAUAAAUCCAUCAUCUCUUUAGAGGUCACAUAACUGCAAUCCAUUAUUUUUUGGGGGGAGGAUAUGCACAGACGAGAACCU
Messenger RNA from Radiomyces spectabilis, 952 nucleotides. RefSeq names its product trimeric LpxA-like protein. Gene Ontology annotation, molecular function: acetyltransferase activity. The transcript has a single exon. NCBI's taxonomy places the organism in Eukaryota, Fungi, Mucoromycota, Mucoromycetes, Mucorales, Radiomycetaceae. Gene Ontology annotation, cellular component: cytosol. The record is from RefSeq and is a predicted model, not a curated record. Bases 107 to 664 code for a protein of 185 amino acids.